Molecule: messenger RNA, 1062 nt
Organism: Malassezia pachydermatis
Lineage: Eukaryota; Fungi; Basidiomycota; Malasseziomycetes; Malasseziales; Malasseziaceae
Product: dna repair protein
Exons: 5
Coding region: 1-1062 (353 amino acids)
Biological process (GO): protein monoubiquitination; DNA damage tolerance
Cellular component (GO): Rad6-Rad18 complex; nucleus
Molecular function (GO): metal ion binding; single-stranded DNA binding; ubiquitin protein ligase activity
Source: RefSeq, a predicted model, not a curated record
AUGAACGACGUGCUUUGGGAGGACGUGAGUGACCCUACAGACUGGACAGGAGACUGGUCUGCGCUUCGUCCUUUAGAUGAAAGCUUGCGCUGUGGCUUGUGCUACGAUAUCUUCCGAGCUCCUGUCGCCCUUCGUGAAUGCUCACACUUGUUCUGCUCCUCCUGCAUCCGCAUUCAUAUCAACCAGGCGGGAGGUAAUGGAUCUUUUUGUCCACAAUGCCGUCAGAAGAAAGCGUAUGACAGUGAGCUCAUCGCGCAACCGGCACUGGAAGCCACAGCUGAACACUGGCGCAAAGCAAGAACCUUUCUCAUGGCACAAUCGAAGCAUUUGAAGGAGUUGGAGACCUCCAUAGCUGACGUGACAAUACCCCAGCUCCUAGCCCCAGAAAAGGCCAAGCGACCAGCUGAAGAGUCUCCUUCAGGCCGACAACUCCGUCCGCGCAAACGUGUCGCUGGGACACCCGAUAUGGACGAGGAGACGGACCUGGAUUACCGGCAUUUGAAGGAAGAUACUAUUGUAGCUUGCCCCAUUUGCCAGCGUACCUUCGAUGCCUUGGCCCUGAACGCACACCUGGAUCGUGGCUGUGGUGCAGAUACCCCGGAGGCAUCGACAUCCCGUCCUUCUCAACAGAACUGGCUUGCCACACCUCAUUCCAUACCCACCAAGCGUUUGACGCGUCCUCAAUACCAGCUUAAAUCAGAGCGCGAUCUCCGCAAAAUGCUUGAGGCUUGCAAGCUUCCAACUACCGGCCCUAAAGAACGCUUGGUGGAGCGACAUCGUCAAUGGGUGAACAUGUACAAUGCCAACCUGGAUGCUGCACCAGCCUUGCGUGAAUCUCUACCUGCCUUACGAAAACAGCUGCAGAAGUGGGAAUCUGCGCAAAAUAAUGCAGCAGCAUCCAAAGGUGUAUCGACGGAAAAACAAGCUAGAGCUUGGCUGAAAUCCAAUCAGACACAAUAUGCUGAUUUGGCAGCGCAAGCGCGUGCUUCGUUACAGAGAGCUCAUACUAAGAAAUCUGACACUACAGCACCGCCUACCCCACCUUCUUCAGAUAGGGUUUGA